AUGGCCAACGGUAAAGAAAAACGAGCAAAUGGAUUGGAACUGCUGCGGCUCAGCGCCGGGAAAAUUAUACAAAGUAUUGCAAUGGAAAAGGAAAAAGACUUGAAUUUAAACAAUAAGAGCGAUAAGCUGUUUCAUCUUACUGCCCACUUAAUGAGAGAACGAAACAGUGUCUUUCUUCCCAAAUUUGGAAUUUUCGCUAACUUGGAGGAAAGAUUGAGACCAGCACGAGAUGAAACUGGAAGGGACUUGCAGCCAGUCGACUUAAAAGUUUUAAGACGCAAACGAUCUCGUGAUAAUGUUGCUCAACGCAGAGAUUCUGUGGGCAGCCGCAGUCGAAAGAUGUCGGGAGAUACAUCAGGUGAUGAAGGCAUCGUUGAUAUUUUCCGAGAAGUUGAUGGUAAUAAACGUUCAUUGCGAUCUCGAGCGGCCAAGAUCGUCCAUGCUGCCUUGUGGACUAAUAACAGACGGGAUUCGAGUACAUCUCUCCAUAGCGAGCAAUCUAAACCCAGUUUAAAGCGGCGUCCUAGUGUAAGCCAAAUACCCGAAAACAUGAACAGUAUUGAUAAGAUAGCUUUUCUUAGAAAAAACGUACAUUUUAUAGAAAAGAAAUUUAAAGCAAUUGCUCAAAAGCAACGACACGUAAGCGGAAACGGAGACGACAAUGUACCGAAUAAUGGAAUGGAUCUGAUGCCAGAUAUUGCUGAAUACCGUCCUUCCAGAUUCGAAGAACCAGGUUCGGCAACCAAGUUGUUCAAGAAAUACGCCUCCAUUAUCAUCAUCAUUCACCAGUGGUUCCAGUUAUUAUUAAACAAUAAUAAAUGUAACUGGGAAAAAGAAUUAAAAACGUUUGUGGAUCUGGCAGUAAAUAUUGAGGAAAAUAGUACACCAGAACUGAUGAAGAAAUCGGGCUUGUCAUUUGAUAAAUCAUAUUUCAAAACCAAUAAAGAGAUUUCACUCAGUGCGGAAGUAAGAAAGACGCUGACGACUCGACCAUCAGCUCGUAACCCCGACAUGUUGAAACAGGUCCUCCUCGGCUUGCAGAGUCUUCAUUCCCUAGGAGAAUACCCCGUCAAAACACAGGAGAACAUAUGCCAAGUUGCAUGGUACCAAAAAGUUCCAUCAAAGAAAGCUAUAAUUCGCCAAGGUCACAUAUCAGAGAACUUCUAUUUUGUACUGAGUGGAACUGCCUUUGUAAAGAAAAUAGUAGAAGACCCUGGCAAUGGCGACCCAGUGUCAACUACCGUGGCUAAACUAGUUAAAGGACAAAGUUUUGGGGAAGUGGGUUUGAUUUUUAACUCAAAAAGAACCGCUACAGUCGAGACGGCUACAGAGAUGGAAAUGCUUGUCAUAGAAAAAUCUGAUUUUUACCAAAUUUUUAUGAACAUGGAUAACCCAGAAGGAGAACCAAGUCACAUCAGUUUCUUGAGACAACAACCAUUGAUGAAAUACUGGCCGAUUGAUAUUCUGAGAGAAGAACCAAGUGCCUGUUUUCUUCAUUAUUUCAAACGGGGAGCUUUGGUAUCAGAAAAUGGUAAAACCAGCGAUUGGAUUUAUUUCAUAAAAUCGGGAACGUGCGAAGUGAUAAAAAGUUUGCGAGCGGUGAAACCUCAAGUGAAAAAAGACAAGAAAGCUGAUAUUAUGUUACCUGAGUUCUUGGCUGGAAGAUCAAUGCCGAUGAUAGAUUCCGGCGUAAGGAGGUCCAGGAGGUCUACAGUGGAUUCUGAAGUGUUUGAUGCUAUGGAAAAUUAUUAUAGUGAUGUACAUAACCAAGUAGUAUCAGUGAAGACCUUGCAUCUUCCCAACAUCAACAAUAACAAACAGGUUCAGAUAAUGAUCACUUCCCCUAGAGACCAGAACGAGAAAGAAGAAGAGAACAUGGCGGUGUUUCAUCUUCCGGUUGCUAAACCAACCAGAUUGUCUGGAUCUGCUGGCGUUUCCAGAAGUAAAUUUGACUCUAAGUACAGCAGAGUGUCAGAAAGUCACAGUCAAAUUCCGAGACCGUCAUCUCUGAAAAAAACUAUCAGACCGAAGUCAACACCAGCUGUUCUGAAAUCAGAGAGGUCAGAAGAAGAAAAUAUCUUCGUAAAGGUUGAACUGCUUCAAGCCAAAGAUGUCUUCGGGGCGAACACAUUGAAAUUUGUGGACCACGAAGAAUCGAAUAUUCCCUCAGUGUCUUUAGUGAGCAAGGGGGCAGAAAUAGUCAUGUUGUCAAAGAGAAUGUUUUUAAAAUACGCAGACGAACAGGUCCGAAAUCACGUGCAAACAAAGAUUCGUUAUUAUCCAAUGGACGCAACUCUACAAGAAAAUUUACAGACCAAAGUAAAUUGGGAGCAAUAUAGACAAACUGUACUUCAGGACACCUUACAUAAUCAUCGUAAAUUAAGGUUUAUGUCAGGAUACGUUUAACUGUGAACAUAUUUCACUUUUGUUCGUGAGUCAUUUCGUGCACUUAUUGUUAGUCCUAACUAAGGACUCCCAAGAAUCAGAAAUUGCACAAACCUGGUCUGAGACAGUGGCGGCGCCAGCCUGCCGAGACUAGGGGUACAAAUAGGGGUAGACUGACUCAACGGAGGACAACUGCAAAAGCAGAAUUCAAAUUUUGGUUACUCUGUGGUGGUGUCAUAGUCGCAAGCCUCACAUAGAGCGUCUUAAAGGGUUCUCUCAAGAAAAUUUUAGAAAAAAUGAAUUGAUAUUGUGCAUUCUGACACAUAUUUUGGAGAAAAAAGGUAGACAUUUAGAUUUGUUCAAAAUAAAGUGGGGGUACAAUUGGGGGUGGGGGUGCCUCCCCUGUACCCCCACUGGCGCCGCCACCUCUCCGAGACCUCCGUAAUUUAAAAUAUUGAUGUCUGGUGGAAAGGUAUCAAAAUUGGGCAAUUUCGAGAAUAAAGAUUCGUCAGUAUUGUGUGAUUCGAUAUAUUGAUGAACGCAUUUUUAGGACGUCAAAAUAUUUCAAACUAUGUGUAAUAUGUUUCUUGUUAGUGAAUAUCGGACCAUUAGUGUAUUGUGAUGUUUAUUUUUCUAAUAAAAAGUGUUU
Molecule: messenger RNA, 3034 nt
Organism: Lottia gigantea (owl limpet)
Lineage: Eukaryota; Metazoa; Mollusca; Gastropoda; Lottiidae
Exons: 15
Coding region: 1-2406 (801 amino acids)
Source: RefSeq, a predicted model, not a curated record